AUGUUGAUUGUCAUUAUUUUAGGUUCUGUGGAUUGUUCUAUAAUAAAACAAUCUUUCAGGUUAAUUUGGCUUUUGAAAACACCAAUCCGCGUUGUUCUUUGUGCUUCAAAUACGACUGUAUUUUUCUUUGCUUAUUUUGGUUUUAUGAUUCCCAUAUUAUGGGCUAAAACGUUGUGGCCGCGUCUUUACUGGUUUUAUGAAGGAAAAUUAUAUCUUUGGUUGCAAGCGUUUAUUGGAUACUGGGGAUAUACUGCCGGAUACGACGUUUACGAAUAUGGUGAUGAUUUGCAGUUUUUUUGCCAAAAAGAACGUGUAUUAGUUUUAUGUAAUCAUCAAAGUACUGCUGAUGUGCCUACGUUAAUGACCGUUCUACAAAGUAAAGGUCCGGCGUCCAGGAAGACACUGUGGCUUAUGGAUGUUAUGUUUCGUUGGACUCCUUUUGGUAUAAUUGGACGAAUGCACGGUGAUUAUUUUAUCAAACAAGGGAGAGAUACGCGGGAAAAAGAGCUAUUGAAAUUAAAGAAACAUCUUAGAAAAGUAUUCUGGGAUCGUGAUCGGAGAUGGGUAAUAGUAUUCCCUGAAGGCGGAUUUCUGUACAAGCUCAUUGAAAAUAGCCAGAGAUAUGGUCGUGAGCAUGGUUAUCCGCAUCUGAAAUUUACCACAUUACCACGUUUUGGUGCUGUUAAAACAAUUUUGGAGGAAAUUGGACCACGAGAUAAUGACAGUUCACAAGAUGAAAAUAGACUAAAAAAUAGAAGCAAAUUGAAAUUGAUCAAAGAUACAGUUGGUGCAAUUAGAGAGAAAAAAUAUAUUAAAGAAACUCGUCCACCAAUCAAGUAUAUCCUUGAUGUUACAAUUGCUUAUCCUCAUGCAAUGCCAUUAAGUUUAGUGACGUUAUGCUUUGGAACACGUGAGAAAUGUGAUAUUGCUGUUCACUAUAAAAUAUACGACGCUGAAGAAGCACCAUUUCAUGAUGAAGAAAAACUACGUAAUUGGUUAUAUAGCGUUUAUAAGAAAAAGGACGAGAUUUUAGAGAAUUAUUAUAAGCAUGGUGUGUUCAUUGAUGGCGAAGAAGGUAGACGUAUACAUUUUACAUGGUCAAAAAUUAUUGGUCAAUAUCUUUUUUGGGUUAUUUCAUUUUAUAUUCAGUAUCGGAUUUAUACUUGGAUUAUAAUGCAGUUUUUCAUGUUUCUCCAUUCAUCAAUCGAGUUGUUCAUAAAUUUUUUAAGAUAA
This is a messenger RNA of Dracunculus medinensis (Guinea worm), 1233 nucleotides long. Lineage: Eukaryota; Metazoa; Nematoda; Chromadorea; Rhabditida; Dracunculidae. The record is from the annotation of a GenBank genome assembly.